Molecule: messenger RNA, 1023 nt
Organism: Macadamia integrifolia
Lineage: Eukaryota; Viridiplantae; Streptophyta; Magnoliopsida; Proteales; Proteaceae
Product: receptor-like protein EIX2
Exons: 3
Coding region: 1-1023 (340 amino acids)
Molecular function (GO): protein binding
Source: RefSeq, a predicted model, not a curated record
AUGAAUGAACCAAGCAACUUGAAGCUUCUUGAUCUCUCAAACAAUCUCUUAUCUGAAGAGAUCCCUGAUUGUUGGAUGUAUUGGAAUUCAUUGGAAGCCAUAAAUUUGGGAAACAAUAAUUUCACUGGGACUGUUCCAAGCUCUUUGGGUUCUCUGUCUGGGCUUCAAUCACUGCAUUUGCCCAAUAAUCAUCUUUCUGGUGAACUUCCUUCAUCUCUGCAAAAUUGCACUGAGUCGCAGAUCAUUGACCUCGAUAAGAAUGAGUUUUCUGGAAACAUACCGAUGUGGUUAGGGGAAUGCUUAGUGAAGCUAAUAGUUCUAGUCUUAAAUUCAAACAAUUUUGGUGGUAGCAUUCCAUCAGAACUUUGUAACCUGUCAUCACUUCAAAUCCUGGACCUUGCUCAUAACAAACUUUCAGGAACCAUACCUCAAUGCUUCAGCAAUUUCAGUGCUUUGGCCAAAGAAAAGGUAUCAUAUGAAGCUACAAGUGUCUCUCAGCCCUCAUGUGAAGUACUUGUUCCUUACUCUCAGUUACCAGAUUAUGCAGGUCAUGUAGAGGAGGUAUGGCUGAUUAUCAAAGGAAAUGAGCUUGAGUUUAUCUAUAAUCUUAACCUUCUAAUGAGCAUGGACCUUUCAGACGAUGAUUUACUCUCUGGUGAAAUUCCUCAAAGCAUGUCAAAGCUAACAUUUUUGAGUAUCUUGCACUUGUCAUAUAACAAUUUGUCAGGUAGUAUUCCAUUGAGUACCCAACUCCAAAGCUUUGAUGCAUCCAGCUUUAUGGGAAACCCAGAACUCUGUGGACCUCCACUCACACUGAAUUGUACUGAAGAUGGGCAUGGAAGAACAGAUGAAGGUAGUGUGUUUCAAAUGGAACAGAUAGUUGUAUACUCUGAUUCUAAGCCAGAGAUUAACACCAGGAUAAUGGUUUAUAGAUCGGUGGGAACUGCAACAGCUGCAUUUGUAUUGGAUGUUCUUGAAGGAAACACAAACUUUGGUGUUUGGUUUCCAGAAGAAGAUUUAUAA